AUGUUACUGCCGCUGCUGGGCGCCUGUGUUGUGGUGGGGCCAUUCCAAGGCCCUGAGUGGGAGCCAGUGCAGGACCUGCUCUCCCAGAAUUGCAGCUGCAGGGACCCUCGGUGCUGCAGCAACCUACUUGUCCUCUGCCUCUUUCUGAUCUGGCAGGUCCGGCAUUAUUGGCACCAGGUCACCAGGACCCACCCCAGCAUGAGGAAUGUCAUCAAGGUGCCAGUGCAGACAUGGGCAGUGCCCUCCAUGAGACGUAAAACUUUCUUCAGGCUGACUCCUGAAUUCUUCUCUAUUCCUGGCGAGUUCAGGGUCCUGGAUGCUCAUGUCCAACAAUGGGCACAAAAGCAGAGAUGGGAAUACCGAAGGAGAUUCAAGGAAUCAUGGGCCCAGCACAGGCUCUCUCUGAAGCGCCCAUGUCAGGGCUCACCUGAAAGUGUCCACACUCUCUCUGAGCCCAUCUUUUGUACCACCUCCUUUUCAAGCACCUGUUUGCUCUCUCAGGACAGUUCCUGGGAAGCACAGCAGUGUCCUAGUGAUGGCCAGACUCAUCCUGCCUUGGACAUGUGCCAAAGGAUGAAGCAACUGCUGGUUCACUCCCAGGAAAAGUUGGUGCCACUGGAGCCUGUUGCAAGCAUGAGGUCCCACCCUACCUGCAUGAUCUUAUCUACACCUCUCUCAAUCCUCCCUUCAGCUCAGAGGCUGCAGUUCUGCCCCAGAGAGUUCCUGCCUGAUUCUUCCAACCAACAACUGAGAAUGCCCACCUGGACAUCCUGGGACUGCCUACAAGAGGCCUGGGUGCUGGGGAGUGAAAAACAGAUAGUAGGCAGAGAGGAUACCAGAGAGAUCCAGGAUCCAGGCUGUGUAAACCAGAGAGAGAGAAGAGAAGAGGAUGCCUGGAAAAUCCAGGCAUCUAGUGGGCAACUCCCAAUAGACUUUGGACUGGGGGAUGAUGCAGAGACUAAGGUCUUGAAUUGUGGAAAUCAGAGACUAGCAAUAAGCGAAACUGAUGGAGAGAUCCUGACAUCAGGGUGGGAGAACCAGAACCAGAUGGGAGUUGAGCAUAGAGCCAAAAUUCAGGAACUACAGAAGAGAAACCAGAGAGAGGUUGGAGGUAAAAAUCCUCCUGAAACCCAGGCACAUAUGGGAGAGAACCAAGAACAGUUAAAAUCUAAAAUUGAUGCACAGACCCAAACAACAGAGUGGGGGGACCAGGAUAAGAGUGGAGGUGAGGAUGCUGUGGAGAUCCAGACAUUUGAGAGGAAGAACAAGAAAGAGGACAGAGGGGAGGAUGAGGGGGAGAUCCAGGCCCAAGGACUGGAGAAGCAGGACCAGACUGGAGGUGGGAAUGACGAGGAAUCCCAGAUGUCCAAGUGGGGUAAACAAGACCAGAUUAGAGAUGAUACUGGUGCAGACAGUCAGACAGAAGAGGGGAGAAUCAAGAACCAGGUUGGAGGUGAGGAUGCUGUGCAAACUCAGACAUCUGGGACAGAGGACCUGGGAGAAGUCAAAAAAGAAGAUGUUGUUGAUACCCAGGCCCUGGAGUGGGGAAAAUGGCAAUGCCUUGGAAGUGAGAAUGUUACAGAGAUCUGGACUCCAGGGUGGGAGAAACAGGAUCAGGGUGGAAGUAAGAAAGCAGGGGAGACCCACAUAUCUAGGGGAGAGAACCAUAAACUACUAAGAUAUAAAAUUCAAGUGGGGAGGAAGAAGCUCAGGGAGAUAAAAGAGGAGGAUUGGGUGGUGAUCCAGGCACCAUGGUGGGGAAACCAGCAACUGAUAGCGAGUGAAAUUGACAGAAAAUUCCAGAUACUAUAUUGGGGGACUCCGAACCAGAUUGGAGGUGAACAUAGAGCAGAAAUUCAGGCACUAGAGAAGAGAGACCAGAGAAAGGAUAGAGACAAGGACGGUACAAAUACCCUGGUGCCUGAGGCUGAGACCCAGGGACAAUUAAGAGGUGAAACUGAGGCAGAGGCCCAUUCAGCAGGGAGGAAGAACAAGGAGCAGUUUGGAGAUGAGAAUGGUACAGACAUCCAGGCACUAGGAAAGAGAAACCCGAGAGGGGCUAAAGGUGAGGAUGGUAAAAAGAUCCAGGAACUUGGGGAAGAAAAUCAGAGUCAGUUAGGAAAUGAAUUGAAUGAAAAGAUUCAUAUACCGAAGUGGAAGAAUCAGGAACAUAUUAGAGCCAAGGAUGGUGCAAAUACUCAGGCAUCUAAGGCAGAGAACUGGGGAGAACUAACAAGUAAAAUUGAUGGAGAAACCCAUUCAGCAGGGUGGAAGAAAGAGGAGCAGGUUGGAGGUGAGAAUGGCGCAGAAAUUCAAAUACAAGGGAAGAAAAACCUGAGAGAAGCUGGAAGUGAGGAUGGUACAGAGAUCCAGACUCCUGGGGGAGAAAACCAGAGUCAUUUAAGAUGUGAUAUUGAUAGAAAGACCCAUUUAUCAGAGUGGAAGAACCAGGAGCAGAUGGGAGGUGAGAACAGAACAGAAAUUCAGGCUCCAGAGAAAGGAAACCAGAGAGAACCUGGAGGUGAAGAGGGAGUAAAGACCCAGAGACCUGAGAGAGAAAACCAGGGACAGUGCAACAGUAAAAUUGGAGGCGGCCACUCAUCAGGGAGGAGGAACUGGGAGCAGACUGGAGGAGAGAACAUCACAGAAAAUCAGAUAUCAGAGAAGAGAAACCAGGGAGAGGCUGGAAGUGAGGAUGGUAGAGAGAUCCAGAGACUGUUAAAAAGUAAUGCUAAGAGAAAGACCUAUUCAUCAGAGUGCAAGAGCCUGGAACAGAUUGGAGGUGGGAAUGGUGAGGAAAUUCAAAUACAAGGGAAAAGGAACCUGAGCGGGACCACAGGUGAUGAUGGUACAGAGACCCAGACUGCUGGAGAAGAUGACCAGGGACAGUUAAAAAGUGAAAUUGAUGGAGAUAUCCAGACACAAGGGCAAGGAAACCAGAACAAGGGUGGAGAUGAGAAUGCUGCAGAAAUCCGGGAUGCAGGGAGCCAGAGAAAGUGCAGAACUGAGGAUGCCGGACAGCCUCGAGCACCAAGAGGAGGAAACAAGGACCAGGUCAGAGGAAAGGAUGCUGCUAGGGCCAAUUUCCAAGUUGACUGUAGGAGUGAAGUGCUCAGAGAGAGGAAACACAGGCUGGCACAGCCUCCAGCCCUCACUGGUUAUGGAUAUGGUGUCAUGGAACAGAAACAGGCAGUGGUUGGGAAUGGUUUAGCCCCUGCUCUCUGUGCUAAGAUGGAGCCUCUCCCCCACCAGGGUGAGGUCUUCCUGCUGGCAGGUGGAGAGGAAGAGCAUCUGGCCAGCCAGGGCACAGCCCUUGUCAGGGAGCACAGAGUGGGGGUCUGUCCAGCUUCCCAGCAGGCCUGGCCUGAAACCCAGAGAAGACAACAAAGGGACAAAGGAGUGGAUCCAGGGAAGGCCUCUAAUCUGAUCUGGCAGCUCCAGAACCCACAGCCUCUGGCUACUCCCUUGGGCAUUCCCUCUGCCUGCCUCUCUCUCCUGUGUGGCCAAACCCCUCAAGCUGCCACAGCUCUGGUGGGUGUUCCUGCUAUCCUCACCGCCCCGCUCAAGUGGCCAGUCCUCAAGAAGAGCAAACGACUGCUCCUGGAGUCCCUCAUGCGGCGGAGAAUUGCACACCUGAAGUGGGGCCUCCCCCGGCGGGUCCUGGAGUCCUAUUUGCUAUUUAACAUCUUAGGAUCUUGCUCAUUGCCUCUAGCUGGGGUGAGGUUCCCUGGAUUAUACACAGGCCAGGAACUCCAAGGGCAGCAGGAAAGGCAUUGUGAGGCCCAGGGCUUCACUCCAGGCUUUAAGUCCCCAGAGAGAUCCCGGAGGGUUCGGUCCCCACAAAGAAAAAGCUCAAAACAUCCUACACAGGCCAGAGCUCUGGAAAAGUAUAGACCAUGCAGGUCAGACCCAAUGUGCAUUUCUAUCCCACCUGAAAAGCCCAGGAGAAUCAGGCCACCAGGGGGUGCCAGAGAACCACAGGCGAUCCAGGAAGAGGUUCCUAGGGCCAAGCUCCCUGCUCCCAGGAACCCCACACCUGCCACAGAGUCUAGAAGCUGGUGUAGCAGAGAAAGGGCCAAAGAACUUUACAGUGAGAACAGCAGGGGCAGGCAAAUGGUCGGGCCAGGGGUCUCCCAGACGGUAGAGAGGUCUCCCAGCAGAGUGAGGAUGUCAUCCUCCAGGGCAGGCCAGAACUGCUGGAAGAAGGAGCGUACAUCCUGGGAGGCCUGUAAACCCCCCAGACUCAAAUGUCAGCAUCCCACAUACUGGAGAAGAGGAAGCCUGGAGCCUGCAGAGGGCAGAGGGGCUGGGGAGCAGCCUUCCUCCUGUUCCACAGAAGACACCUCCAACUUCAAAGGGAGUCUCCACUCGGCCACAGCAAAGCUGAGCAUGACCUUUCCAGACAAGAUGUCCUGGUCCCCACAGCUGGCCACGCCCCGGCACUUAGCCCCCAACCUGAGCCUGAGGGAUCCUGAUCCUAUCCUGUUUCCCAAAGUGGGUGACCCACAUGCAGGGGAGGACAGCAUUGGAGUUCACACAUCUUUGGAGAGGGACCUUCAGCCACCAGGUCAAUGCUGUGCUGGGGCCACUCUUCCCAGGACAGAGAGCCUCCAGUGUCAGGGGGCACCUGGGAACUCAAAUGGGGCCCCACAGAAUUCACCAGCCCGCCAAAAGUUUGGUUUUAUGAAGCAAUUGAGGUGUUUUCUCUUCCGGCGUGGCUUUAAAAAGUAG
Molecule: messenger RNA, 4731 nt
Organism: Cynocephalus volans (Philippine flying lemur)
Lineage: Eukaryota; Metazoa; Chordata; Mammalia; Dermoptera; Cynocephalidae
Exons: 3
Coding region: 1-4731 (1576 amino acids)
Source: RefSeq, a predicted model, not a curated record